Molecule: messenger RNA, 3409 nt
Organism: Cucurbita pepo subsp. pepo (vegetable marrow)
Lineage: Eukaryota; Viridiplantae; Streptophyta; Magnoliopsida; Cucurbitales; Cucurbitaceae
Gene: BLI
Product: protein BLISTER
Biological process (GO): regulation of growth
Source: RefSeq, a predicted model, not a curated record
CCGUUGACAGGCUCACGGCGGGUAGCGGAUUUUUUUUUUUUUGACGCCCCACCGAAAUUACAAGAGCAAAAUCCGCAAAAUUUUUCUCUGGGGGAACAAUCUACAAACGCAUACACGGGGGAACGAAGUUAGCAGAGGAGAUCUGCCAGAUUGUUGUUCAUUUUUCCCACAGAUCUCCUCGUGUCCGAUCCGAUCGGAAUCUGCCCCCUUUUGGUUUUCCUCUUCCCCAAUUCACAAUUCUUCAUUUUCUGUGGUUUUCCCAUCAAUUUCCCGACAGCUAUCAUCAAUUUCGGUUGUUUUUCUGCUACUUUAGUCUCGCAGUGUUUGGUUUAGAUUCAUUGUAUUUAGCCGGGGCUGAUUUGUUUGGUUCGUUUUGUGGGGUUGUGUUUUUGUACCUGGAAAUGGUGUCACCAUGAGGAUUUUGGGUUUGUUUGUGUUUGUCUUCUUGAGCUGGGGGUCGUUGUUUUGAUGGCUUCGGCUCAGGUUUUGCCCAAUUCGAUGGCCUCGACUCGUAAAUUAGAGCAUUUGGAAGCAGGCAAGCGUCGGUUAGAGGAGUUCAGAAAGAAAAAGGCAGCAGAGCGAGUUAAGAAAGCUGCACCACCAAUCCAAAAUCACAUUUCAGAUGGUGGUUCCCAGGAGAAGAAGCCUUUAGAAUCUGAACAUGCUCAACGAAUUACAGAUUCUGAUGGAGCUACGACAACAAACGGAACAGGCAGAUCUGCUGUUGAAUCAUCUUCUGCUCUAGUCAAAGAUGUCAGACAUGCAGAUAACUUUUCUCAGAAUAUUGAUCAAAAUGCUUUGAAUGAAAGUCGUGCACGCUAUCCAUCUACAAGAAAUGUUGAUGGAGGUUUCUCUGUGUAUCCAGUGAAACAACCGUCAAACAGUCAAGAAAUUAAGACACUCAAAGGUUCGAGACUCGCUGGAACCACAGAUGAUUAUAGUAGAAAUGAAAUAUCAGAAAUAAAUAACGACUCUGGAGUAAUCAGUGGAUCCCAGGAUAGAACUCCAUUUGGGAGCGCAUUUGGCAUAAACCCACAAGCUAAUGAAGGGAUCGAUAGCAUUUCUAGUCAAUCUGCACAGCAUGGGGUGGAUGGACUACUCUACAGAAGAGAUGGUCGAGAGAAUUCUAUAAUUAAGAGCUCUGGCUCUUUGCAUAAAUUUUCUGCAAAUACUUCUCCACAGAAUACUGCUGGCAAUUUACAAGAUACAGAUUCCAGUAGUAACAAUAUUUUGGCUAGUGAACAUUCUUUCUCGUCAUCUUAUGAUGGCCUCUUUAAUAGUACAACUAGAAAAGGAUAUAGUUCCGAUGAAGUUGGGGAAAAUGUGAACAAAAAUUUUGAAUUGAUUGACAAACAGACGUCUGUUCUUGAGCAACGAAAGCCCACUGAUGUGACUGAUUUAACUAGAAUCAAGCCUGUAUAUGUGCAGUCCUCUGAAUCUGCUGGCUUGAUUACUGAUAUUAGAGGCCCCUUCAACUUUGAACAACCAUACACUGCAUCAUCUGAAAACAGUUUUAGGAGAUCUCGCCCAUCGUUUCUUGAUUCUAUUACUGUACCCAAGGUUCCUUCAGGGAGUUUUCUUGGACAUGUUGAACAUGAUAAGGGAUCCAGAAUAUCUGAUGGGUUUAGAACAGAUGAAUCUGAUGGCUCAGAAUCAUUAAAUCUUCAGAAGCCACUAAUUGAUAUGAAAAAAGUGGGAACAUCCUCAGAUUUUGCCUCACAAAACACUCCAGUGCCAUAUAGCAAUUCAUUUCCUCCUUCAGUUUUUCCUGUUAAGGAGGUGAACCAGCCAAUAGAGGAUAAUACUAUGGAGAGGAAACACGAGCUCUUUUCAUCCAAACAAAAUGAAGAUUUUGCUGCUCUGGAACAGCAUAUUGAAGAUUUGACACAAGAGAAAUUCUCGUUACAAAGAGCUUUGGAUGCUUCAAGGGCUUUAGCAGAGUCCUUAGCUGCUGAAAAUUCAUCUCUUACUGAUAGUUAUAAUAAUCAGAGAAGUGUUGUCAACCAACUAAAAUCGGAUAUGGAGAUGUUACAGGAGGAAAUGAAGACCCAGAUGGUUGAACUGGAAUCUAUCAAACUUGAGUAUGCAAAUGUACAACUGGAGUGUAAUGCAGCUGAUGAACGUGCCAAGCUGAUAGCUUCUGAAGUAAUUGGUCUUGAAGAGAAGGCCUUAAGACUAAGGUCUAAUGAGUUAAAGCUGGAGAGGCAAUUGGAGAACUUAGAAGCUGAAAUCUCUUCGUACAAGAAGAAAAUAUCUAGCAUGGAGAGAGAACGUCAUGAUUUUCAAUCAACUAUUGAUGCUCUUCAGGAAGAGAAGAAGUUGUUGCAGUCGAAGUUACGCAAAGCUUCUGCAAGUGAAAAGUCCAUUGAUAUUAGCAAUCCUAAAAAUAAAAAAGAUAUUGCGACAUCUACGGAAGAUUUAGUAAAUACAGAUACUGCUCCAAGUACUUCUAAACAUGAAGUAAAAGAUGGAGAAUCUCUUACUGAAGAUGAUACCUCUGGAACUCUCAUGCUGCUGGAAAAUGCCACUGCUGAAGUUUCAGCGGUCAAUAUUCCUCCAGAUCAUAUGAGGAUGAUUCAAAACAUCAAUGCUCUAAUAGCUGAGUUAGCUGUAGAGAAAGAUGAGUUAACACAAGCUUUGGCAUCUGAGUUGGCUAGCAGUUCUAAGUUGAGGGAGUUGAACAAAGAAUUGUCUAGGAAACUGGAAACACAAACUCAAAGAUUAGAGCUUUUGACUGCUCAAAGUAUGGCUGGUGAGAUUGUUCCAGCGAGGCAACAUGAUUCUCGCACCGUGCAUGAUGAAGAUAUUUUACUUGCAGAUGAAGGCGACGAGGUGGUUGAAAGAGUCUUGGGAUGGAUUAUGAAGCUCUUUCCUGGCGGUCCAUCACGCCGAAGGACCAGCAAACUUCUUUAAGAUGCGGGGCGGUCGAGUUGUCAAUGGAAGGUCAAUGUUUGAAGCUUUGCUUCCAUUGUUCUUUUCUUCAAGUUGCUAGGUAAUACAUUGGAGAUUAUAAGCUGUACAUUUCGAGUCGAACGCGUGGUUCGUUAUUCUUUUUUUAUAUCAAAGAAGCAGGCUAACCUCGACCUUUCGAGGCCUUUGAUAGCCUUAGGGAAUCCAAUCCAAAUUGUUAUUUCCUCAAGGAAGAUGUGAAAAGAAAAAGGGAAGUGAAAGCAUCUGGUUCCAUCAAUUGCUUCACCUUUUUCUUGACUUGCACAAAUUUUGAUGGGAUUGCUGCUUGAUACUUAGACAGGAAAUGAAGUAAUUAGUAUUAACAGGCUUUUCAGUUGUACUUAUUGAUUGUUGUUCUGCACAUCUGUACUCUUACUUCCAUUGCUUAUGUAAUCAUCAUGAGAACCUUGAAGGGAUUGAGUUUUGAGCCCAAUGAUGAAAUUAUCACAUUAUUUCGUUA